GGUGAAGGGUUGAAGUGGGUGGUGUGUGUUGUGGAGGUUUCUUUUUCUGAUUUGUAUAUUUCAGAGUGCUUUGGCAUUAUUUAUUCCGUUAAAUUGUGUUUAUUGCAGUUUGUUAAAACAUGGAUUUAAAUACGGUUUUGUCAAAGGUGGAGAGCAUAGAAAGUAGCAGUGAAGAAGAGAUUGAAAGUGUCUUGCGGGAAUACAACAGAGAGAACAGUCAAACAUUCAAUUUCAACCCAAAAGAAGAAGAAAAGCGAAAGAAACUGUGCGAGGGACUGAUCAGAAUCUUAGGGAAGAAUGUACAGGCUUCUUGCCAAACCAUGUGCUUGGAGACUUUGCGUAUUCUUUCACGGGACAAGAAAGUUCUGGGACCUGUGGCAACCAAACAAGGCAUGUUAGUCUUGGCUCAGCUGGCCGCACUUCAAGGCACUGGGGAAUCGGUUCCAGAGAUUUUAGAGGUGGGGCUGGUGGUGGAGGCGUUGAAAUGCCUCUGUAACGUGAUUUUCAACAGCGUGGCAGCACAGCAGCUGAGUGCUGAGCUCAGUUUUGCUUCGGGGCUGUGUGCCCGCCUGAGGAUGUACACAGGCCAGGGACUUAGUCAUGAGGUGGCACUCUUCUCACUGCGCCUCCUUUUCCUGCUGUCAGCACUGCGCACCGAUGUGCGAUCAUGCUUGAGGCAAGAGCUGAAGGCAGUAGGUCUACUGAUUGAAAUCUUGGAGCACAUCCUCAGUAUAAAGUGGGUAGGGAAAUACGAAGUUGCCACUGAUCUGGAGGCUCCACCCUUACCCCUAGAAGACAACGAGCGCACAAUGGAGGCUCUGAAAACUCUUUUUAACCUCACUCUGUCAGAUUUCAAUGAUGAGGACGGUGCCCACCAGCUUCGCCUCAUCACUGCCAUCAUGCGCCAUGUUUUGAUGAUAAAGACUCAGACGGAGGACAAAACAGAGGAAUUGCACAGCCAUGCCAUCAAUCUGCUAAGCAACAUUCCUGUUUUAUGCCUGGGGGUGAUGAUCAGUGUUCAAAGCCGGGGAGGAAUCGAGGAAUACAGUGGGAAGAACAUGGAUGUCAUCCAGGUCUUAUUGGAUUUUAUGGUAAAGAGGAUAGACAAGGGCUCCAAUUUUAAGGAAGGACUUACCCCCGUGUUUAGCCUAAUGACCGAAAGCGCCAGACAUCACAGAGAUAUCAGGAAAUAUAUUAAAGCUCAGGUUCUGCCUCCACUAAAAGAUGUAAAGAACCGCCCGGAAGUGGGAACAACUAUCCGAAACAAACUUGUGCGUCUCAUGACACACGUGGACACUGGCGUGAAGCAAAGUGCUGCUGAAUUCCUCUUUGUGCUCUGCAAAGAAAGUGUUGACAACUUGUUAAAGUACACUGGCUAUGGCAAUGCAGCGGGGCUCCUGGCUGCUCGAGGGCUGUUGGCAGGAGGAAGAGGGGGAGGCCAGUACUCCGAAGAUGAAGAUUCAGAUACAGAGGAGUACAAAUCGGUAAAACCUUUUAUUAAUCCUAUCACUGGCCAUGUUGAAGAACCAAUGCCAAACCCCAUUGAGGAAAUGACUGAAGAACAGAAAGAAUAUGAAGCCCUUAAACUAGUCAACAUGUUUGAUCAGCUUUCCAGGCAGCAGAUUAUUCAGCCGAUGGGAGUGAAGCAGGACGGCACAAUAGCCCCUUUGGCAGAGGCGAUAAGCCAGUGUAACAUAGAAAGUUGUAGCUCCGACUCAGAUUAAUGUGCCCCUUGCUUGACUGGUCAGCGUGGCUAAUGCCCAGGUACUUCUGCUAUUUCUCCACAUAUCAGUCUCCUUGUUCUGGAGACCCUGGGCAUGCAUCUUAACCUUUAGGUUUAAUGUAUGCAGAUUCUUCUGGUGUGUCCCUAAUUCUUAUGUAUGUGUAGCUUCAAAAAAGGUAAAAUAAAAUGGUAAGGGGGAGGGAGUAAUAUCAAAUUCAUAUUUCUAAAUCGGAUGGUGUAAGUUAUUUGCUUUUUUAUUUUCAGCAUAUACAUUUUUCCUCCAUGAAAGAAUGUUUGUAUUUAAAGUGGUAGGGCUGUGUCUGUACAGUAUCUAUGUAAGAGAACUAGGAAUAAAACAUGUUAUUUUCAUACAGUGUGGACACCAAAACAUAUUUCUAGAAUGGAAUGUGUAUGUAAUGAAAAUAGCGUUUGUUUGUUUGUUUGUUUCUGCCUGAAAAUAUUUAAAAACUGAAACAUUUAAUUCCAACUACUAUACAGAACAUAUUGGUGAUUUCAAUAUAAAAGCUGUACAGCAAAAAGAAAUAAACAAACAAAAAAAAGAUUUAGAAUUGGCAAAUUAGUACUAUGUUACAACAAAAAUCGCGCUCACAAAAUAGAUUUUAUUAGUGGAUGAUCUGUGUAGUCACCUGCUGGUCACUCACAUUUGAGUUAUUUGUUUUACCUUGCUACUUAUUCAUAUGCCAUCAAUGUAUAUUUUCUACAUAUGCUUACACUCUUUAUUUAACCUUUUAUAUCAGAGCUCCUGUUUCACAGAGUAGUUUUGUUGUACAUAUGUACACAUCUGUAACAAUAAUGCACAGCAACGUUUUUUUUUCAAUGUUGUGCUGAUUUGCAUAAAUUAUAUUAAAUGUUU
Acipenser ruthenus (sterlet) is the source of this 2597-nucleotide messenger RNA. Its product is annotated as synembryn-B-like. Gene Ontology annotation, molecular function: G-protein alpha-subunit binding; guanyl-nucleotide exchange factor activity. Bases 120 to 1724 code for a protein of 534 amino acids. The record is from RefSeq and is a predicted model, not a curated record. Gene Ontology annotation, biological process: G protein-coupled receptor signaling pathway. The transcript has 10 exons. Gene Ontology annotation, cellular component: plasma membrane; cytoplasm. NCBI's taxonomy places the organism in Eukaryota, Metazoa, Chordata, Actinopteri, Acipenseriformes, Acipenseridae.